AUUAAGAUGGGAAGAAUUCCGUGCUGCGAGAAAGACAACGUGAAAAGGGGACAAUGGACACCUGAAGAAGACAACAAACUCUCUGCAUACAUUGCGCAGCAUGGUACUCGCAAUUGGCGCCUCAUCCCUAAAAAUGCUGGUCUGCAGAGAUGUGGUAAGAGUUGUCGUUUGAGAUGGACAAACUAUCUCCGUCCCGAUCUCAAACACGGUGAAUUCUCUGAAUCCGAAGAGCAAACCAUUGUGAAGCUUCAUUCUGUUGUUGGAAACAGGUGGUCACUCAUUGCAGCACAACUGCCUGGCCGGACUGACAAUGAUAUAAAGAAUCACUGGAACACUAAGUUGAAGAAGAAGCUGUCCGGAAUGGGAAUUGAUCCGGUUACACACAAACCAUUCUCCCAUCUAAUGGCUGAGAUUGCAACCACAUUAGCCCCACCGCAGGUAGCUCACUUGACUGAAGCUGCUCUCGGAUGCUUUAAAGACGAGAUGCUUCACCUUCUCUCGAAGAAACGCGUCGAUUUCCAGUUCCAACAUUCAGGAAUUUCUCCACCUAGAUACGACUCAAACCCUGCAUCGACAGCUUACACCAACAUUGCGGGGAAACCGGAUGACAGAAUCGACGAAACUAUACAGAAAAUAAAGAUGAGUGUUUCAAGAGCAAUGCAGCAAGAACACGAGAAACCUUUAAGUCGACCUUGGCCAAUGAUAACGUCCACUGAAGAGACAUCUGAUGAUGGAUUUAUGGAUGGUUUCCUCGGUUCCGCAUCUGGAUUUCAGUAUGGUCCUUCAUCAUAUGGGAAUGAAGGGGAUAUUAGUUCACCAUGGAACCAGAGUAUUUGCACGGGAAGCAAUUGCACCGGUGGAGAUCAACAAAAUGGGCUUCAUGACAAAGGUAAAGACAGGGAUGUCGGGGAACAUACCGACAUCGGUGCAAAUACCAUCGGAUUGAAGUCAAGCGAAUUCGGUGCAGAUUGUGUCUUGUGGGACUUAUCAAGUGAUCUGAUAAAUCCUAUUGUGUAAUGCAGUUGAUAUAUGUUAUAGGAAA
Molecule: messenger RNA, 1042 nt
Organism: Papaver somniferum (opium poppy)
Lineage: Eukaryota; Viridiplantae; Streptophyta; Magnoliopsida; Ranunculales; Papaveraceae
Product: transcription factor MYB80-like
Exons: 3
Coding region: 7-1017 (336 amino acids)
Source: RefSeq, a predicted model, not a curated record